AUGGAAGAUGAGGAGAGUUGGCUCUUGCAAAAGAUCACUACAGCCCCCCUCCCCCGCUGGACUCACCUCUCUCAUCGUCGUCUACAAAGCUGGCCCUCGGCGCUUACCAAGUCGAAUGUGCUGCUCUCGGCCCCCCUUCCAUCGUGGCUCGUCUCACCUGUCAUUACCCCUCGCUUCGAGUCGCUGGGCUUAUUUGCCAACGCCCCUCACCACGCCCCCAACCAUGUCCUAGUCAACGAAUACCGCCCCGGCCAGGGUAUAAUGCCGCACGAGGAUGGCGCCGCAUACUAUCCUCUCGUGGCGACCGUGAGUCUGGGCGCCCCCAUCGUUCUCGACCUGUAUCCAAAAGUCCAGCACACCCAAGACCACCCGGAGAAUCGACGGCCGCAGUAUCGCAUAUUGCAGGAACGGCGGAGCUUGUUGGUUACCAGGAAGAAGAUCUACACGGACUUUCUGCAUGGAAUCGCCGAGACGACCAAGGAUGAAGGCCUAAAUGCGGACUCGAUCUGCAACUGGGAUUUGCUCCGAGAGCCGGAGCGAUUCCGAUGUGGAUGGGCAGAGAGGGAGACCAGGGUCAGUUUGACAUAUCGGGAUGUGCUCAGAGAGGUAAAAUUGGGAAACACGAUGAAAUUCCUCAGGGGGCGGUGA
Aspergillus tanneri is the source of this 648-nucleotide messenger RNA. RefSeq lists its product as uncharacterized. The transcript has 2 exons. Lineage: Eukaryota; Fungi; Ascomycota; Eurotiomycetes; Eurotiales; Aspergillaceae. Bases 1 to 648 code for a protein of 215 amino acids. The record is from RefSeq and is a predicted model, not a curated record.